AUGGUAGCAUGGGGAGGUGAGUCUAUCAAAUUGCCUCCGGAUAUAAUCAUGGAUAAUCAUGGAUUUUUGAAGCGAACACAGUCCACUAGAGUAGUUGUUCAUUUCAACUAUCUACCCAUUGCUGACCUUUAUUCAAUUUCCCCGUCUGUGGCUGUACUGCAAGCGCAUUCUCGAAAUCUUGAGGUACCGGAAGCGCGCUACAUGCCCUCAUUGGCCGAUCAGACGUCAGCUGCUGUGAAAAUCCAGGCCUGGUUCAGAGGGUACCGCGAAAGGAAAGGGCUUCAGAAACAUCUUGAAGAAAGACGUAGCUUCAUGGAAGCUUACCGAGGAAACAUCGCAGCCGAGGAGCCUAGCGACAUUGUGGACAAUGCAGCUCUUAGCUCUCGUCCCGUCCAUGAGAAGAUUCAUGCUGCGGUUGACAUGUUGUUUGAUCCAAAAAUGUAUGUAUCAAAAGUAGGAGCAUUCAUUUUGAAUAGGCUGACGGCCCUUUCUCCACAUUUGUGUGCGUAUUUGGUAAUAGACGCACAAGGACUGGCUGCCAUACUGGACAUUUUUGAGCAGAAAACUACUGGUCGCGGUCCAGCCACCGCGGAAAUUCUUGUUAUCUUGCAGGAAGUCUUUCUCAGAAUAGUAACGGUGAGUUAG
Molecule: messenger RNA, 645 nt
Organism: Cooperia oncophora
Lineage: Eukaryota; Metazoa; Nematoda; Chromadorea; Rhabditida; Trichostrongylidae
Source: the annotation of a GenBank genome assembly